AUGUCACAGAAACCAGUGAUUGAGAAGGUAGAGAAUAUUAACACUAACACCAAAUUUAUUGGACUCCAAACGUUGCACUGGAGAGACCAGGAGGGUAAGCAACGAAAAUGGGAGAACGCAUAUCGUACUACAAGGUCAGAGGGAGGCGUAGAUGCCGUUUCCAUCGCAGCUGUACUUAAAUACAAGAAUAGUACUAAGCUGAGUGAUGUAAUACUAGUUGAGCAGUACAGGCCGCCAGUCGAUAGUAACGUUAUUGAAUUCCCAGCUGGUUUGAUAGACAAAGGUGAAUCAGCGGUACAGGCAGCCAUACGCGAGUUGCGCGAAGAGACAGGAUAUCAGGGAGACUCAAUUCGCGUGAUUGAUGAAUCGCCAGUAGUCGCAAACGAUCCUGGUAUGAGCAACGCGAAUAUGAAGAGCGUGACUAUAGUCGUAGAUGACAUUGAUGAGAAUGCUCCACCACCAUUACAGGAAUUAGAUGACGGCGAGCAUAUCGUUCGCCAUUUGGUACCAUUGAAGGAUCUCCAUAAAAAGAUACUUGAGUUCAGCGCAGAGGGAAAAAUAGUCGAUGCUCGUCUGUCUCACCUGGGUAUCGGACUCGAUUUGGCACAGAACGCAAGCACACUGUUCUAA
Molecule: messenger RNA, 630 nt
Organism: Wallemia mellicola CBS 633.66
Lineage: Eukaryota; Fungi; Basidiomycota; Wallemiomycetes; Wallemiales; Wallemiaceae
Exons: 7
Coding region: 1-630 (209 amino acids)
Biological process (GO): ribose phosphate metabolic process; nucleoside phosphate metabolic process
Cellular component (GO): nucleus
Molecular function (GO): ADP-ribose diphosphatase activity
Source: RefSeq, a predicted model, not a curated record